Meloidogyne enterolobii is the source of this 752-nucleotide messenger RNA. The record is from the annotation of a GenBank genome assembly. NCBI's taxonomy places the organism in Eukaryota, Metazoa, Nematoda, Chromadorea, Rhabditida, Meloidogynidae.
UUUGGAUCAUUUAUGUAUAGUCUAUUUUCAGCUGUAAAACGAAAGAUGACUUCACGUUGCACCAUUAAACUCCCAAAAUCCGGAAUUUGUCCUCUCUGCUUCUACAAAACUCGACAAAGUAAUUGGGCUCGUCACGUAAAGAGACACCAUCCAGAAUUUACUACACCUAUUUAUAGUGAAAAUAAAAAUAGUUCUGAACAAGUAGAAGAGAUUAAUGUUGUAGAACCUGCCCAAAGUUCGUCCAAAUCGUCAGAAAUUGAUCUGCCAAUGUUGCAAUUAAAGCAUUUUUUGAAUCAACAAAUUCAACACAAUAAUUUAUUUGGGGUGGAUAAUGAAGAUAAAGAAGGCUUGGGAGAGGAAGAUGAAGAACAGAUACGAAUUAUUAAGGAAGUAGAUGGGAAUAAUGGGGAAGAAGAAGGAGGAGAAGAAUAUAGUGAAGAGGCUCAGAAGGCUGACGAAUUAUUAUUUAAAGGUAGAUAGGACUAUAAUGACUAGUUUUAAAAGGAGUAUUUGAUGGGAUUGGGUCAGAGGUCGGUCGGAAUUCCGACUUCGAAAACUUCGGAUGAUUUCCGAGUUCCGACUUUUGAGACAUUUCUGAUUUCCGACAGUUCCGAUUUCCGACACCUUAGUCAUUUCCGACCGAUCUCCGGAGUGGGUGAUCUCAUGGGGUUCAGGGGUGAGCGCAAGAGACAUUUAAAAAAACUCAACGCUAGGUUUGGGUUCUAUAGAUCUAUAGAACUCACUGUGAGGUU